GGCCCGUCUCCAGGGCCUAUCACGGCAGUGCAGCUGGGACAAUGAACGUGACGGAAGCCAGCCUUGACACCAACCGCACCACCCCUAUAUACGCGAUCGGCACCAGCUUUAUAACGCAAUGGAAGCUGCAGAAGCUGAAGCAGCGCUCGUGCCUCAACAGCAACUACGCCGAGUGCCAGGCGUACCUCGUCACCAACGGCACCAACUACACUGACAUCUACUUCUUCAACGGCUCUCUGGACGGCGCUCCGGAACUGCAACCAGUGUUACCACCGUUCCCGCUGUGGCUCGCGAUCAUCAUCGCCACCUGCCUCGUGUUGGUCAUCCUGCUGACCGUCAGCGGCAACGUGCUGGUACUGCUGGCCUUCCUCGUCGACAGAACCAUCCGCCAGCCCAGCAACUACUUCAUUGCUUCACUAGCUGCUACUGAUCUGUUGAUAGGUACGUUGUCUAUGCCCUUUUACACGGAUUACGUCUUAAAAGGGUACUGGCAUUUAGGACCCUUGCUAUGUGACCUAUGGCUGUCCGUUGACUAUACAGUAUGCUUAGUAUCACAAUACACUGUUUUACUUAUAACUGUAGAUAGAUUCUGUAGUGUCAAAAUUGCUGCAAGAUACAGAGCAUGGAGGACAAAGAAUAAAGUUAUCUGGAUGGUGACAGUGACCUGGAUAAUACCGGCGUUGUUGUUUUUCACAACUAUAUUUGGCUGGGAACACUUUGUUGGAUAUAGAGAUUUACAAGAAGGAGAGUGCGCUGUUCAAUUUUUGAAGGAUCCUAUUUUUAACACCGCUCUUAUAAUAGGUUACUAUUGGACGACACUUUUUGUUCUCAUUGUUUUAUAUGCUGGUAUUUUUAAGACAGCCUACGAUAUGCAGAAAAAAAGUGAAGCUAAACAGAGAAAGAUGCAAUCAAUGGUUGCUCUUAGUGCGGGAGUUAUGACAGGCAUGGCAGGAAGAGCUGCUGGAAUGGCGGCACUAUCUAAGGCUACUAUUUCAAGUGAAGAUCAAGUGAAAGUUUCAGAAUCCAUACGAAAAGAUUCUGCCUCUAAAGGAUCUCUCGCUGCACCACUUCUUAACUUGGGUAUAUCGACAGACUCAAAUUCUAGCCAAAAAUCAUCGGCACACAAAAGUAGCGCUACUGCAACUGGUACUUCUACUACAAUUGAAUCAGAUGGUGACAAAAAAGAGGAUCAAGUAGAAGCCGAACGAUCAAGUAGUCCAGCUUUUGAUUCAGACGAUGAAAGUACUGCACAAACUAAUGUGAAGAAACGGCCAUCUGUGGCAAAUUUAGUUAUGCAAACUGGAACUAUACAAUUAUUAAAUAACAUGCGGCUAAAUGGUAGUAUGCUUAUGAAACCCGAUAUCAAACCAACCCCCUUGUUAAAGACAGAAACAGAAACCAAACCAAAGUCAUCCUUAUCACAAAUAUCCGAGAAGAGCCUACUUGAUACAGAAAAUCCUGAUACCUCACACAGUAAUGGACACACACCUGCAGCUGCUCUAAUACGAGCUACAGCUGAAGCUCAAGUAACACAACCCAAACCAAAUUUAUCUCCUCCACAACCUGUCAAAGUAAACACGGAGGUAAGUUUGACAGCGGGAGAGCGUCCAAAGCCCGUUAUCACCCUAGUGUCUUCGUCUUCCAAUAACAAUGAAACUCAGUCUGGCAAACUACCUGACAAUAAAGUGACAAUAUUAAGACUUAAGGAAACACCAGCGAUUGAAAACAGCGAAGUAUCUAGUCCUGCAGUAAGCGGACCCGGCCGCGGUGAUUCAAGAAAAGAGUUUGUCAAAAAUAUAGGGAAAAAGUUAAAGGUGAAACGCUCAAAAAGGGACGGAUUGUUUCCAAGUAUUGGUAGGCAAAAAUCUAAAUCUGAAAAUAGAGCGAGAAAGGCGUUUAGGACAAUAUCAUUUAUAUUAGGCGCAUUUGUUGUAUGUUGGACACCAUAUCAUAUCUUAGCUUUAGUAGAAGGAUUUUGUACAGAUCCGCCGUGUAUUAAUCAGCAUUUGUACAUGUUUUCAUAUUUUUUAUGCUACGCGAACAGCCCUAUAAAUCCUUUCUGCUACGCCUUGGCAAAUCAACAAUUCAAAAAAACUUUCACAAGACUCCUCCGGGGUGACUUUCAUAUUACUUAGUCUAAAUAUGUUGGGUAUGAAGAGCGUAAUUUUGACGCUGUUAUACAGUGUCCUAGUGAAAAAUUUUACGCACGCACAAUUUAUACACAACUUAAUAUAAUUAAAAUGCUGUUAAUGAUAAGACAAUACUAAUUUGUAACUAGUAUAAUCUAGUGUGCUUUCAAUGUAUAGAAAUUAGAGAGUGAUGAGAAUAAAAUAAAAGCAAUGUUUGACAAGAUACGAGUAUUAUAAUAAAGUAAUAAAACUAUUCCAGCUUUUCAAAAGAUGGUCUUUCUAAAUCUAUGAAUGUAAAUAAUUUUGUAGAGUAAACUUGUUGCGUAAUAUUAAGUAUUAUAGUCUUUAUUUUAUCUGUAAUGUUCAGAACUGACAAUAAAUGUUAGAUUGUGUAAAUAGUUUUCAAAUUUUAAACGUCUCUUUAUAUUUCUAGUUGACCUCAAUGAUAUCGUGUACAAUAAACAAAAAGCUAUUAAAUUGUAAAGUACAUAAUCAUAGAUUAAAUUUAAUCGGUGUAAAGAAAUUAGCAAUGUCGAGAUUUUAGUCUGCCACAUUGCAUCGGUGUAUUUAAUGGACAACUUUGAGAGUAUUGUGACAAUAAAGAAGAUUUUUUAAAAACACAUUCAGUACAAUAAUAAUAAUAUGGAUUUAUAGUGAAAUAAUGAUUGUGUUAAUGUUAGAGCUAAAGAUGCUAAAUCUUUUUAUAAGGAUCAAGCGACACGUCCUAUUGAGUUAAUAGGACUAGAAAGUUGUAUUUUUGCUUUGCUGAGGAUAUAGUUUAGUCAUACAAAUGCUGUUAGCAUUCAAGAUACUGUAUCGCUGCAGUACUUUAAGAGCCAGUUUCACUAUCUUCUGAUAAGUGUUGGGUAGCGUAUUCACAAGUUUUGUCUUUGUCAUUUGACAUAAUGUAAGAGAGUGCACUUUAGACGCUAUAGAGUAUAAAAUAAGUGACAGUUAGACCUUUCGACUUAUCAGAAUAUGGUAAAGCUGGCGCUAAUCUCAUUACAGCCACCCAGCAUUUGACUAGCACUAUCACUUUAUUCGUUAAUGACAGAUAGUUCCAUAUGUAACCAAUGAACAUCGCUUACUUGGUCAAUGAGAAGACACAAAUUAGUGAUGUACCAAUAUCCGUUUGGAAUGCCAUUGAUUGUCGCAUCUACCAAGCAAGAAUAGCGUACGGCUAAUUUCGGGAUCUGUGCCCUGGCAACUCUGUAAAAGAAAGCAUACUUGACUAGUAAGCGUGACGCAUCUCAAAAAGUUGAGUUAGUAUUAUUUAUCUUUAAUGCAUUUGCAAAUAACUCAACUUUUCGAGAUGGUGCAAAAUAGGUGCCAGAUGACUCUGGUGAGUUAUGUUAUUGUAUAAUAUUUUUAUCAUUUUUGCCAAAAUGUUAAAUUUAAUGUUAGCAAUGAAAUGCGAUGUUGUUUCAGCGCUUCCAUUUAAAAUGGUGCGAUUGUAAAUACUUGAUGUUAAAGUAAAUGUUUAGCGUAUAGGAUCUGUUCAGUGUCACAUUAUAGAUGAUAAAAAACAAAAACGCUCCAAAACUUUCAGCUAUGAGCCCAGCUAAAAGUUUUCAGUGUUUCUAGUCAAUUAAUAAUAAUACUCGUUAGACGUUAAUUAAAAUAAUUGUACAAUGAAAUAAAACGCAAACAGAAGUUGUGCUGUUGUCAUAAACUUCAUAAUAUAAAUGAGCAAAGCUUUUAAUAGUAAUUUCCAGUAUCAGAUUAUAAAUGGUAAAACUUUAGCUUCGCCGGGGAAAAACUUCGUUAGUUAUUCUCACAACAGCGUGCCUUCAGUUAAAUUAAAAUAGUUGGCCUAACCGAAGAACUAAUCUACAGUGUUCUUUGCUUUUAUUUUCUUUUUUUGCGAAAUUGUACAUUCACUUUAUUUUGCUUCAUUUUUUAAACUUCUCACGAUAAAUGUGUUAUAUAUUUUAUUGUUUUAUGAGAAAGCUUCAAUGAAAAUUUUAUUAUUUUUAACGAAACAGUGAAUAUAGGGUAUUUUAAGCCAUUUACGAGUAGAAGUGUAUAUAAUUAAGUAGAGUACCAUUGAUCUUUCAUUGAUUCAAGGACGAGACAACCAAUUAGUCCAAGUUUUAUAGAACAAGUUUUGAUACUUAUGUUAUAGUUUAUUUUCCGUGAGUAGUCCAUUCACAUAUGUUUUCCUUCUUAGUGAUCACUUUUUUUCCACAAAAUUGGAGCUUUCUUAUCAAUACAUACAUAUGAAUCCCCAAAGCUAAUCGACAUCUGUACAACAAAUCACAGAGUACCCAUAAAUAUUUCAAAAAGAAAGCGGAAGAUCUGUAAUAUUCUGUGUAAUGAAAUAUGGAUGAAAUUAUAGGUAUGCUACUUAGUUCAAAAUUCAGUAUAUUUUAUGUUUAAAACAGUCAUGUCAUGGCUAAUAACGAGUAAGUAGUUGUUAGUGUUUUAAGCUCAAGAAGGGUUGAAAUUAGAUAUUUCAGAUAUUUUUUUCCUUACAUCUUAUUCUUGUUUCCAUACUUUUUAACUUUUUAUACAAAAAACAAUGACAGUAAAAAAAAUUGUUCUUAAAAAGAUGAUUAAAACGUUGGUGGUCACUAUCAGGGCUGUCAAUUAGCUUUAGGGUUGUCAGAUAAUACAUAAAAUAAUAAUAUUUAUUUAGAAUAAAUUUAACAGUAUUAUAAUCCAAUGUUCAAUAGUGUAUAAGUUGUAACAAAAAUGAAAGACGAAAGUGAAAUAAUAGUAGACGCAGAAAACAUUAUUAAAAUAGAUUUUAAAAUAGGAAGUACAAAAAUUAUAAUUACCUACGUGAAUGUAUUUGUGGUUAUUAUAGGAGUUAAUAUUUAUUACAAUAAUAUCCAACUACAAAAUGAUUGUUUUAGGUCUAUAGUUGAUUUAUGUUUAUAUUUUUAUUCAAGUAUUACCUCUUAUUGUUCAAAUCAUAGGAUUACCUUAAUGCUGUUCUUCCACUAUGCUUUGUCUCCAGAACUAAAAAUUGUAAAUAAAAUACGUCUUAUGUGUAUAAAAAAAAUUCAUACAAUUCAUUUUUGUAAACACCCAUCCAUUUUUUUCGUGUAAAAACAAUCGUUUUAUGCUAUCAAUGUAAACAACUGCUGUUGUAUAAGUAUUGUAAAUAUAUAUUUUUUUGUAUCUGUGUAUGCUAAUAAUUCAAAUGUAAUAACCUAGCUGUGGCCUGUGGUUUCAGUGAAAAUAUCGAAAUAAAGAGAUUGUUUGUUAAACUAGACUAUAUUCUAUUUUUGUGCAAAAUUUUAUUUAAAUCAGUUCUGCCGUUGUGCCUACCGUGAUUGAGUUCCAAAAAAAAGUAUUUUUUUGUAUGACCCUUAAAGUGGUAUCGGUUAAGUCAUACUCAAUAUAACAGCGCCGCGGUAAGGAAAUUAAGGGUUUAUCAAUCUCGGCAUCAGUAAGGGUAAUCUCGGUAUAUUACUCGUUUUAAAAAAUUUGGAUUCCAUUGACCUUAUCAGACUCAAAAGUUUUUUUACAAACUUAUGUAAGUCCUUGACUUAACUGCAAUCUUAUCCGGUGGUGAUAAUGCAACCAAUACCUGUAAUUAGUUUUAUAUGGAAACAUAAGAAUUGUAAAAAUCCGUUGUCGGUAAGUCUUAGCCGGUUCCCAAAGAGGGCCGUUAAAAUAGACAGAUGAUGACAAUGAAUUUUGAAAAUAUGAAAUUCUAAAUUUACCCAAGCUGGGAACCGCGAGGAAAGAUUUUAAAACGCUUUUCGCCAUCAAAAAGUAAAAUUCAUCAAAAAUUUUACAAUUUUGUUUGUUUGUACUUGUAAUUUAAAUCUCAGUCAAGAUUGUGAAACACGUCAGCGAAUGAAAAAAAAUAGUUUUAUGCGUACGAAUACGGAGAACGAAUUCGUUUUUUACCAAAUACAUAUAUAAAGAUGUAUGUAAAGCUCGUACUGAUUAACUUGACACCUGGAUUGAAAGACUUAUGGUACUGAGUGCAAAAAAUUUUUAAUGUAUUACUGUCUGACCAAACAUUUGGUGUCGGCCAUGGUUCGGUGAAAAAUCGGGUUCCAUUGUUGUUAAUAGUAUAAGUACAUAUUUAUAUUUGUGUACACCUAAAUAAACUGCAUCGAUCGUUGCCAAAAGCGAAAUUGGUUGUUCGGAUUGAUCAAAUUUUAAGUGUUUCAAAAGAAGUCCUUUUUAUUAAUAUAACUACUAUAACAUAGUUUCUUUCACAUAAGACAAAAUUACGACAUGAUUAUAUGGGAGUCUCGAUUCCGACCGAAACUGCGGUGAAAGACGAAAUUCGUUUUCGGUAUUGGUUUUUGCCGUGCAAUGGUGAUAACACUACUUAAUGCCCGCGCAUUAAGUAGCGUUAAAGAAACGGCGGAAACGUUUCGAGCCAGGUGUCAAGUUAAUUUGCACGAGUUAUAAAGACAAGCAUAUCAUCAAUUAUACUCAUAACUUGUAACUCAAUUCUCCUGAGUCCUUAUUUUUGUUAGACAAAGUCUAUGUUUGGUCUAAGUCCUACUGAUGUCAACCUAACCUAUAGUUUUGUGUAUUUGAUGGAAUGUAGAUAAAGUAAAUAAAUGAUAUUA
Bicyclus anynana (squinting bush brown) is the source of this 6673-nucleotide messenger RNA. RefSeq names its product muscarinic acetylcholine receptor gar-2 (gene mAChR-B). Gene Ontology annotation, cellular component: membrane; dendrite; synapse. NCBI's taxonomy places the organism in Eukaryota, Metazoa, Arthropoda, Insecta, Lepidoptera, Nymphalidae. The transcript is spliced from 5 exons. The record is from RefSeq and is a predicted model, not a curated record. Gene Ontology annotation, molecular function: G protein-coupled serotonin receptor activity; G protein-coupled acetylcholine receptor activity. The coding region runs from base 42 to 2135 and encodes 697 amino acids. Gene Ontology annotation, biological process: chemical synaptic transmission; G protein-coupled receptor signaling pathway, coupled to cyclic nucleotide second messenger; adenylate cyclase-inhibiting G protein-coupled acetylcholine receptor signaling pathway.